GAGCCCACGGCGUCCAGGGGAAGGCGAGGCCGAAGGCUCUCUCGUGGCCAAUGGCCGGGCUUCCGAGCCCCGCCGACUCCUCCCGACCGCGCCCGGCGGGGGCUAGGGGAAGGCUCCGGCGGGCGGCCAUGAUCCUGGCGCACGUCUGCGGGUUGACCCAGUGCAAGAAAAGGUACCUUGAAAAGAGUUGAGCAGCAGGAUGGGCACUGUUUUACUUGAACAUAAAGAACCAUUCAGCUAAUGAACUUUUAUUCAGCAUGAGCAAUUAUCCUAAAUAUAACUUGAGCAAAGAAUUUGGAAAGCUGAAAACAUUGUUGUUCGUUCAGCCUAAGCAAAGAAGCCAAGAAAAUCUCAGAGAGUCAGCCAUCCACAGUUUCUUCCAAGACUUCAUUCUCAGCUGCUAGGGAGAAAACACUCAACACCAAAAAACCUCAGCUCCAGGUGCUCCAGUAUUGCCUCAAGGAUUACAGCUGGAACAAGGAUUACAGUUGUGGAAUGAGAUAGAUAAUGCUUGUUUGUCUUUCCUGUCCAUGGAUCCUCUGCCUCAGGGAAACAUCCAGACCCUGUCCACCUGUGGAUGGCUGCAAGAAAGAAGAAAUUAACACAUCCCCUCCCCGAGGCUGGCCAUUCCAGGGGAUAUUGCAAAACGCAUCCAGUGCAUUGGAGGAGCUUUGCUUCAUAAUUAUGGGGACUCUACCAAAGCCCCAGGAAACAGAUGAAAAAGAUAAUACCAAAAGGUUCUUAUUUCAUUAUUCGAAGACACAAAAGUUGGGCAAUUCAAAUGCUGUGUCAUCUGUCCUGCAUCCGCUGCUGCAGCUCGUUCCACAACUGCAUGAGAAAAGAAUGAAGAGGUUCAAAGUGGACGAAGAAUUCCAAGGUCCUAUUACAGGCCAAAGUAGAGGAUUCUUUUUAUUCAGGCCACGCAAUGGAAGAAGGUCAGAAGGUUACAUUUAAAAUGAGUCCCUGAAUUUCACUUCUUGUCAACCCACGUGAAGAACAUGAGAAAGAAGGAGCAGAAGAGAACAAAAAGUAUCUUCUUUAAAAAAUGAAUUGCCUUGAUGAGAUGCGGACUUGAGACAGAGAAUGUUGCCAGAGCUGCUCCAGGUCUUUGCUCAAAACCUGCCAACCCCCACUUUUAGCAAGAGUUAACAUAAAUCUUUAAAGGGUCCAGAAAUAAAAAAGGAAGCUACAAACAAACAAAAACCAGAUGGAACCAGCUAGGACCAAGAUGGUGACAGAUCUGACCUCCAACAGACCCUGAAUCUCAUUAUAUGCUGAUUUUACUACAUUAGCAUAUUAAAUGACAUGCCUACUGGUGGCCAAGACUGGAUAUUAAGGACCAAAAAAGGAUAAAAAGGGGUGGCACUCCAUUCCCUUGGAAAAAAACUCUGCCUCUUCCCCAGUAGACUAAUGCAUAUGCCUCCCCAUCAUUAACCUCACUCCUCCUCCCUUUGUCUUUACUCUUUAAAAUUAAAGCCCUCUGGACACGUGGGCAAGAAGUGGAUCUGUGAACUUAGUUCCUGCUUCUCCAUUCUUUGGCCACUGAAUAAAGCUUGUGCUGUGUUGAUCUCA
Messenger RNA from Balaenoptera ricei (Rice's whale), 1572 nucleotides. It is a transcript of the gene NMU, whose product is annotated as neuromedin U. The record is from RefSeq and is a predicted model, not a curated record. Lineage: Eukaryota; Metazoa; Chordata; Mammalia; Artiodactyla; Balaenopteridae. The transcript has 14 exons. Gene Ontology annotation, molecular function: neuromedin U receptor binding. Bases 508 to 954 code for a protein of 148 amino acids. Gene Ontology annotation, biological process: regulation of smooth muscle contraction.